Molecule: messenger RNA, 4566 nt
Organism: Aureobasidium subglaciale EXF-2481
Lineage: Eukaryota; Fungi; Ascomycota; Dothideomycetes; Dothideales; Saccotheciaceae
Exons: 5
Coding region: 1-4566 (1521 amino acids)
Biological process (GO): transcription initiation at RNA polymerase II promoter
Cellular component (GO): transcription factor TFIID complex
Molecular function (GO): chromatin binding; transcription cis-regulatory region binding; RNA polymerase II general transcription initiation factor activity
Source: RefSeq, a predicted model, not a curated record
AUGCCGGGCUACUUUGACAACGCCCUACCAACCGAGCAAUCGCUGGAUCUCGGCUUCUCCGUUGUCUCGCAAAAGGUCGAUUUCACAGUCAACUUUGCGAAGCAGGCCAUCUCUGGUUCUACCGAAAUCACAAUCCAGCCUGAAAUCAAGGACCUCAAAACCAUACGUUUAAACUGCCGCCAGGCCCGUAUCCUGAGUGCUACCGUCGAAGGUUCGAAAGCACAAGUCACCUACUCAGAUCCUUACCAGAAGAUCAAACUCCCAGGGAUAACAACCGCCCAUCAGCAUGAAUACCUCCGUACCAAGAUUGAGGGCGCCAUCAAGCAAUCCCCGGACCCAGAGCUAGCGUUGACCAUUCCAUCGCGCGUCACAAUAAAGGAGCUGAACAGCGAGUCUUCGUCAACCUUGGCCAGAGACAGCCUCAAAAGACAAGAAAGCGACUUCCCUGCGCAAGCCGACACUCCGACUGCAUCACACGCCCAGGAGCCGACGCUAAGGUAUGCCCCUCUACGAGUUGUCAUCGACUUCGAAGUCACAAGUUUUCGCGACGGUCUCCACUUCGUCGGGUUCUCGGAACAGGAUUCGCGAUAUCCUCAUUUAUACACAAGAAAUACUCUGGGCCCGGGCGCCAUCUGCUCUGUCUUCCCGUGCGUUGACGAUGUCACAUCCCGCUGUAUGUGGGAGAUCUCCAUACGCUGCCACAAGACAUUAGGCGAUGCAUUCAGAAAAACAUCGCAAAGAAGUAUUACCGAUGGAGACGUGGACAUGAUCGGGGCCGACCAGAAAGACAAGAAGUCGCGGGAAGAGUACUCGAUCAAUCUCAGCGAGGAAGAAAAAUCCUUGGAUCUGAGUAUCGUGUGCUCUGGUGAAAUGACAGACGAUAUUAUUGACCCCCAGGAUCCUACUUGGCGGACAGUCUCAUUUGCCUGCUUUGCUCCCGUUACUGCUCGCCACAUCGGCUUUGCCAUCGGUCCUUUCGAGCAUGUUGACCUUACUGAUUUCAGAGAAGUUGACGAGGAUGACAAGCUUGGACAAAAUGCCAUCAAAGUAGAUGGCUUCUGUCUGCCAGGCAGAGCAGAAGAGCUACGAAACACCUGCAUGCCUAUGGCCAAGGCGAUCGACUACUUUACCGUUAACUACGGUUCAUUCCCGUUCUCCAGCUACAAGCUAAUCUUUGUCGAUGACUUGGUGCAAGAUGUGGUACACACCGCAUCUCUGUCUAUCUGCAGUACGAGACUGCUCUUCCCAGAAGACAUCAUCGAACCGCUGGACGCGAACACUCGAGUGCUCGUUAACGCUCUUGCGAGCCAAUGGGUUGGUGUCAACAUCAUUCCCAAAGAAGCUCGAGACAUGUGGGCCAUCACCGGUAUCUCAGGAUUCAUGCGCGACACAUUCAUGAGGAAGCUGGCCGGCAACAACGAGUACCGCUACCAACAGAAACUCGCUUCCGAACAGGUGUUCGAGCAAGAUGUUGAACGUUAUAGCAUACAUCAACUCGGCGCUCAGCUUGACAUUGACCCUUCAGAGUACGAAUUCAUGGCUCUAAAGUCAGCAGUCGUCCUCUUCAUCCUGGACCGUCGACUCACAAAGGCAAGUGGAGCGGCUGGUGUGGCACGCAUUAUCGUCAGGUUAUUGUUGAACGCGAAGACGGGUGACCUUCAGAACGGUGAACUAUCCACGGAUUGGUUCCACCGUCUCUGUGAGAAGCUUGGACACACCAAACUUGAUGCGUUCUUUAAGCAGUGGGUAUAUGGCGCUGGUUGUCCCCUGUUCAAGGUAAACCAGCGUUUCAACAAGAAGAAGUUGGUCGUGGAGAUGAACAUUUACCAAACGCAACGCGAACGAAAGAUCAAGCCUGAACUUCAGCCGUCUAACUUCAUGAGAGAGGCUAAAGAACAAGUCUCGGAAGUAUGGGCCCCUGAGGUCUCGGAUCCCUUUACUGGGCCUAUGACCAUUCGUAUUCACGAAGCCGAUGGUACACCAUACGAACACAUUGUGGAGAUCAAGGACACGCACACCAAGAUCGAGAUUCCGUACAACACCAAGUACAAACGCUUGAAAAGAUCUAAACGGGCAAAAGAGCGGGCUAUGGCUGUCAACGACAAUGACCUUGGCGAUCAAGCCGAGAAUGACGUGCUACUAUACUGUCUUGGUGACGUGCUUCAGUCAGAAGAUGAAGUCAAAGACUGGCGUUUGGUCGACUGGGGCAAAGAAGAGGAAGACCGAAUGGGCCAAGAAAGUUACGAGUGGAUUCGUAUGGAUGCCGACUUCGAAUGGAUUGGCAAGAUCGACCUGAUCAUGCCAAUUUACAUGUAUGUCAGUCAGUUGCAACAAGAUAGAGAUGUUGUUGCACAAUACGAGUCGCUUCAGCAUGUCCUGAAGCAGAACGCACAUCCUCUGAUGUCGACAAUUCUCGUCAGGACAUUGAUGGACCGCCGAUACUUCCACGGCAUCCGUACACUGGCAGCCGAGGGCUUGACCAAAUGCGCCACGCCUAGCUUGAAUUGGGUUGGUCAGUACCAUCUCGAGAGAGCAUUCCAGGAGUUCUUCUGCUUCGCGGAUUCGUCCAUGCCUCGCGCCAACGACUUCUCGGAUCGCAUGAGCUACUUGAUUCAAAAAGCCAUACCAAUUGCGUUGUCACAUGUCAAAGAUGAGCGUGGUAAGGUACCGAUGAGUGUGAGGAGGUUUUUCGUUGACAAGCUCAAGUUCAACGACAACUCCAAUAACGAGUUCUCCGACUGUUACUAUGUAUCCACACUCAUGCGAUGUCUCGCCGAAUCUCUGGUCGCGUCUACAGCUCCACAGCAGACCUUCGCCAUCAAUCCUGACGACGAAGACGAUCUGAUGCAAGAAGCCAUCGAAGACGAGAAGUUCCAAAAGGAAGCCAUAAACGAGCUCGAACGCUACCGUCGCAUCGAUGAAUGGAUCUCUUCUUAUCAGAACACAUAUUCUGUCACGGCACUCGAAUGCAUGCGGAAGCUGCUGGAACAUGGUGUCGUCAAGAACAAGAAGGCCGACAUUCUACAAUACACACAGACUGGCAACGCAGAUGAGGUCCGGCUCGCAGCAUGGGACUCCUUGGUCCAACUCAAACUUGCCAGGCGGCCACAGAUCUUGAAGUAUCUACUGUACUCGCUAUGUGACGAUCCUUCACCCUACUUCAGAGAUCAACUUCUGCAAGUACUGGGCCGGGCUCUAGGAACUAUUGCGCUUAAGUCACAAGAGGUCGAGAAGCCAGCUCCCAAGCUUAUCGAAACUGGGGGCCUUGUCCUCGAGCAGGAGGAGCCGUUGGCCGUUCAACCAGUACCGCUCGACGUAAUGGGCAAGAGUCCUCCAGAGCUUGCUCUGAUCGCGCUCAAAGCUGCCCUUAUCAACGACGAGGUGUUCAAAGCAUCAUUGUGGCAUGUCAUACAAUCACCGACGCUCGCCAUACCUGAGGUCGUCUCGUUCCUGGACAUUGCGGCCCUGGUCUAUGAUCCAUCAAACGGCCUUGUUGUGCGUCUUCGCCUGCCUCGUUAUUACAAUGUUAAGCACGUUGGCAAAGCCAAGAUGCAAUUCACAGAGAAGGAUAAGUUCCGAACAACGCCAUUUACUGGUCUUGGUCUAGAGGAGUUCGAAAUGGUGCAGCAGCAUGGCAUCAAGUACACUGGACCACUUGCGAAGGAAACCAAAGAGUACAUCAAAAACAAGAAGCAUGAGAAACAAAGACUGGAAGAUGAAGUCGCUGCCAUACAAGAAGAGCUCUACAGGAAGACGCAAGUACACGAUCAGGCUCCGGCUCCUGUAGUACCAAGACCUCUUCAGGCACCCCCGACCGCCAUGUCUCCGCCACCUCUGCCAAUAUCAACUCCGGGUGGGUCUAUGAAACUCACUCUGAAGCGCAAGCAGAGUACGACAGCCGAGCCACGCGCGACUAGUCCUAAGCGCCCGCAUCUCACGCUGCCGACCACAAAUGGCACGUCGGCAACACCAAAGGUGGAAAAGAGCCCGAGUAUCAGUUUGGGAAAGGUACAUGCACAAACGCCAUCUCGCACUGUAUCUGGCACCUCCGCACCUACCUCAGCCACAGUGUCCAGAAAGCCUACACCAAGCGAUAAGCCCGGCAAAUCGAAGGUUCUUCGCCUGAAAAUCACAAAGCAGAAACGUCUGCAAAGGAUCCUGGCGCAGCCACCUCAACCAGGUAACAGACCGCAAAAACAGCGACCCGCCAUCCCCGCCAAGAUCAACACAUCGUCUUCGGCGCGUCCCAGCCCUGCACCUACAGCAGGUGGAGGCUCAAAAGACCAUAGUGGCAGCAAUGGCGAUUACUUUGCCAGCCCGGAGGUCACCACCGCAUUGAAUACAGGUACAAGCGUUGGCGCUUUCAGGAGCUGGAAUGGCAUGAGUGCCAUCAAGCAGGAAACCGACUCCGCUCCCAUAAGCGCCAUCAGUCCCAUGACGACAAACCAUCCGAUAAAGAGCAAUGGCACCACCACCGCCACCAACAGUCCCCGCCCCUCAGAAGGCGCAGAGGAGAAGCAGAAGCCAAAGUUUAAGCUUAAAUUUGGCAAGAAGCCCCCGGUCUAA